This is a messenger RNA of Aspergillus aculeatus ATCC 16872, 668 nucleotides long. RefSeq lists its product as uncharacterized. The coding region runs from base 309 to 668 and encodes 119 amino acids. The record is from RefSeq and is a predicted model, not a curated record. Lineage: Eukaryota; Fungi; Ascomycota; Eurotiomycetes; Eurotiales; Aspergillaceae. The transcript has 2 exons.
AACUUUUGAAUCGGGAAUAAACAAGAUAGAGAGUUGCACAGAUACAAUGCCUCGCACAUUACCCUCCCCUCCUCGCUUCUCCGGCUGGAUCACAGGUUGAUAAACCCGGUUUGAUUGCAGUUCCGUCUUGCCUGCUCUCUUAACAUUUUCGCAUUCGCCGCAAAGACAAUGCUAUCGACGCUUCCUGCUGCGCUCCACUCCCUCUUUGGCAGCUGGGUCAACCCUCUGCCCGAUGUCCCGUACGUCUCCUGCUUUCCGACCCUGGGCUCUUGUCGGAGCGAUGGUCCCAAGAUUUCUACCUCACCUCCAUGGGGGCCCUGUUCGACGGCGCGGCUGAGGAAGGGAUCUUAUGGGCCCUGAUCGGGGCCCUGCCUGUCGUCUACCUUCGUGAUCCGGUCAUGAUCCGGCGGCUUGUGGAAGCCAGACCCCAAGGCCCCUUUGGCACCGGCACGCGCAUCAUGCGCAAUGCCCUGAUUACCGCCGAUAGGGAGAUUGCCUGGCAGUGGCAUGCGGAUAUGCUUCGUGGGUUUCACCACCGCCGGCCCCUGGAAGGGUUCCACCCGAAGCUCGUGGCGAUCGCGUGGCGCCACGUCCAAGCCCUUCUGCAGACGGGCACGGGCGACGACCUCCACCUCUACCUCCAAAGCUACGCCCUGGACAUGGUGUGA